Molecule: messenger RNA, 629 nt
Organism: Cannabis sativa
Lineage: Eukaryota; Viridiplantae; Streptophyta; Magnoliopsida; Rosales; Cannabaceae
Exons: 3
Coding region: 99-545 (148 amino acids)
Molecular function (GO): fatty acyl-CoA hydrolase activity
Source: RefSeq, a predicted model, not a curated record
UGUGAAUUGACCCAAAUGCCUAAUUUUAAUUUUGAUGACCAAAAUCCCUAAAAAUUGGAUCUUUUUUCCCCCAAUUGUGAAUUUUGGGAAAGAAGAUUAUGGAAGCAGCAAAGAGAUUUUUGGAGAAAGAGAACAAAAUCGAAAUAGACUCACUUCCUCCAAUAUUCAUCGAGCCAUUAGUGAGUCAUGGCCUAAAACUCGAGCUUGUUGAGCCAGGUCGUCUUCUCUGCUCUUUCAUAGUCCCAAAUCGUCUUCUGAACGCCGGAAACUUCAUGCACGGCGGUGCAACGGCGGCGCUGGUGGAUGUGAUUGGUUCAGGUGUGAUGUUGACAAGUGGGGUUAGCAUGACUGGUGUUUCUAUUGAGAUUAAUGUUUCAUAUUUGGAUGCUGCUUAUGUUGGGGAGGAGAUUGAGGUUGAAGCCAAGACUUUGAGGAUGGGAAAAGCAAUUGGUGUUGUGAGUGUUGAGUUUAGAAAGAAGAAAAGUGGUAAAAUUGUUGCUCAAGGUCGUCAUACUAAGUACUUUGGUAUUUCAAGUAGAUUAUGAAGAAAAAAUUGAGUUCAUUUUCUUAUGUUAAUGUAUGGAUUUAGUUUACAAUAAAGGAAUGAUCUUUUUCUUGUUAUUAUAAAA